CCCAAGAUGGGACAGAAAAGAAGCCAUUGCAAAGCACCCAGUUACAACUACACUCAAUGUCAUCAAGAGGCCGUUAUUUAUUUAUUUUUUUGUGUGUGUGAUUGUUUUUAUUUGUUUCUAUGCUGGGCCAUCAAAUUGUUGCUUUAUGUGAAAACGGUCCUUAGUGCAAAAAGAUUAUUUAAAAGACAGUUUAAGACAGCGGUCAUCUUAAACUGUCCAGUUUGAAUCCUAAAGGGGCAAACCAAAACAAAAACAUGAGAAGCUGAGAGGCGUAACCACCCUUAUACCCAAGCAGCAACACACCCACCAAGUACCCCCCACCACCACCAACCGCCUCAUUUCUCCUCCUGUGUCCCUCCGGCUGAGCAGCCUCUCGAGCUAAACAACACAGGAUUACCGCUCUCUCGCUAACAUACACAUACACUUUGCGCGUCCAGUUGAUUCUGGUUCCUUUCCUCGCUGAAUCUGUUGAUGCUCUUGUUGCUCCGAAUUGGAGGAGGUUGUAGUCCAAGAUCACGUGUCCUCUUUCUCUCCUUUCUGCCGCCGCUAAUGGAGGACUGGGGUGCGUAAGAGGAGCUAACGAAGACGCCAUUGCCCCACUGCCACCAUGUCUGGCGCCGUCGACGAGUCAGCCAGCCUGGAGGAGAACACUGACAGUUUCUGGGAGGUGGGGAACUACAAGCGUACAGUGAAGAGAAUUGACGAUGGUCAUAGGCUCUGCAAUGACCUCAUGAAUUGCAUCCAGGAGCGAGCUAAAAUCGAGAAAGCCUACUCCCAGCAGCUGACUGAGUGGUCCAAGAGAUGGAGACAGUUGGUGGACAAAGGUCCUCAGUACGGCACGGUAGAACGCGCUUGGAUGUCGCUGAUGAUAGAGGCGGAGAAGGUGAGUGAUCUACAUCAUGAAGUGAAGAACAGCCUGAUGAGCGAGGACUUUGAGAAGGUGAAGAACUGGCAGAAAGAAUCGUACCACAAACAGAUGAUGGGAGGCUUUAAGGAAACCAAAGAGGCAGAUGAGGGAUUCAAGAAGGCCCAGAAGCCCUGGGCGAAAAAGUUGAAGGAGCUUGAGGCCGCCAAAAAGUCAUACCACAUGGCAUGCAAAGAGGAGAAGCUUGCAUCUACCAGGGAGACCAAUGGCAAGAGUGAAUCCUCAGUGACUGCCGACCAGCUGAAGAAACUCCACGAGAAAGUGGACAAGUGCAAACUUGAUUCACAGAAGGCCAAGGAGAAGUAUGAAAAAGCUCUAGACGAGCUCAACAAGUGCACACCUCAGUACAUGGAGAACAUGGAGCAGGUCUUCGAGCAGAGUCAGCAGUUUGAAGAGAAGCGACUGGGCUUCCUCAGGGAGGUGCUGUUGGACAUCAAACGCCAUCUCAACCUCACAGAGGACCAAAGUUACGCAUCAGUGUACCGGGAACUUGAACAUGUCAUCACAUCAGCCAGUGCUCAAGAAGAUCUACAAUGGUUCAACAACAACCAUGGCCCCGGCAUGCACAUGAACUGGCCCCAUUUUGAGGAGUACAACCCGGAGCUUACCCACAGCAUCACGAAAAAGGAAAAGUCAAAGAAAGGCAAUGAUUCCAUCAUGCUGACCAACGUCACAUCAACAGUUGAUCGGUCCCAAGCUGGAGACCAGGGCAGCAUGAGCAGCUACGAGAAGAACCAGGCGCACAGGGCCUCGGACGAGUGGUCAGACGAGGACCAGACAGCACCAAACUCGGCCAGCGACACCAACGGCGGCGCCAACCCUUUUGACGAAGACUCGGCCGGUGGUGUCAGAGUGCGGGCGCUAUACGACUAUGAGGGCCAGGAGCAGGAUGAACUCAGCUUUCAAGCAGGUGAUGAACUGACAAAGCUGGAGGAGGAGGACGAGCAGGGCUGGUGCAAAGGUCGUCUGGACAGCGGUCAGCUGGGUCUCUACCCUGCCAACUACGUGGAGCCGAUCUAACACUCUCACCGCCGUGGUCGCCUGGAAAAACUCUGAACUGAAUUCAAUCGUGGAUGCACAUUGACCACCUCUGCCUUUUCCGAGCACCUAAACUUGGUUCCUCCAUUCCUGGACCAUGCGAAUCCUAAUUUUGCAUUUUUAUGAUACGGUCUUCAAAGCGGUGCCUGGAUGAGCAAGAACGAGCUAUGCAUUGUGCAUUCCUUAUAUAUAUUGACGCUGUUUUUUUUUUGUAACCAUCUGGAUGCUUGUACAGUGUUCAUGCCUCAUGUGUUUUCUGUCAUUGUGAGUUAUUGAUAUACCAAGCCUUAAAGGAAUAGUCUAGUUUGAGAUCAUGACACACCCAGACAGACACUCACAUUCACACCUCUGUCAAUCCAGAACCAUAAGUAUACUGUAAAUGUGAGGCAGACCUGCCAACUACUCGGACAUGUUGCUGCCAAUCACUUACCAUCAUAACUAACCAGCAAAAAUGAAAAUGCAAGUCAACACUUGGCAUGUUUACACUUUUGUGUACUCAACACACAGGGAAUUUAGCAGGUUUAGUAUUUUUGUGCUAUGGCAACUGGGUACAAGAGAUGUUUGUUAUUGUGUCAGUCAUUUCCAAGAUUAUGAUUAGUUUUUUCACUUAUUCUAACAUCUAGCAGGCAAACAUGGUGAAGAUCGGCAGACUCCGAAAUGUUUUCAAAAUACUCGAGGUUCACAAUGCAAAUACAAUCGCCACCUCGCGUUAUGACACAAAGGAGUUAUCACGCCGUAGCCCGUUUGCUGUGUCUGCAAACCUUAGCUAACCAGGCACUAGAGGUUGUCAAUACCUGUAUUAGCUUUGUGAACCUAGCAGUCUCAUGCAUUGUAUUGAGUCUUAAUUGACCCAACGUUGACCUAGCUAUGACAGACCAUGUUUUACAUCUUUGUGCUCAGCGAAGCCAUCCAAGUAGAAAUUAUGAUUUUUAUCAUAGCACAAAUGUACACAUGUAUUUGGUUUUGACUCAUUUUUCCAACAUUUAACACCAGAUGUGUUGGUUCUAUGGUGGACCAUAAAAUGUUGGUAAACCCAAUGGACUUGUUGCUUCUGGCUGACUGGCAAGAACAAAGAGAAGCAAUACUUGCUAGCAGUUUGCAUGUUUUUUGUUUUUUUUGUUUUGUCUUUGUGCUGAGCCAAGUUUAUCAGCAAACAUUUCCACUAUGCUCAUCCCGUGAUUCCUUCCUGUCCUCUGCAUGCUUCCUCCUGUGAAAUAUUGUCACAACUGCGGCACAAAUCUACUGCUAUUGGGUAUAUCUACCCAUUUCAACAUCUAACCAGAUGUCUUGAAAACAUUUGUGAAAUCGAUUGCUUUUUAACUCUCACCAGUAGUCACCUACCAUUACAUUACUACAUACAGUUGUUUUAAUCCAGCAAUGUUUAAUACAAAGAGCGCAGAGGAACAAGACUUGUGGGCAGGUCGCUCAUGUUUUCAACCUUUGCACUAAACUAAGCUGACCAGGAUAUAGCCGUCAUGCACUCACAGCGCAGACAUGAAAAGUCUAAUAGGAACAGCACAAAUGUUUUUAAUUUUCUGAACAUCUCAUGACAGAUGUGUUAAAUCUCUCCGGAUUAAAAAAAUAUAUAUAUGCAAAGUUUUUAAUGCUGACAUGUAGCCCACCUAACAUGCUGAUGGAACGGUAAGGGUAGGAACAUAUACCUGUACCUACGGUAAGCAGGAAAUUUCUCGCUGGAGAGACAGUCACAUUUAACGAGGGAUGAAAGGUUGUAGCCCAUGUUGACUAAUGGUUUAAACAGUGUGUGUUAUCGCACAUUCUAGACUAUUCCUUUAUUGCUUUUCCUGACAUUUUACCCUAUCUCUUCGUGUGCAUUUGGGAGUGGCUCAAGAGUCGAUUUGUUUAGGCUUCUCUUUGGGGUGAAAUCAAGCAAACAGUGAACCGUAUCACUUACCUGAACAACACAUCUUUCAUCUUUCAUUCAGACCAAACAAAAUAUCCCAAACUGGUCGGGUCCCUUACGGCUCACCUCUUCAUUUUGGGGGCUGGGGCUCUGAAUAAAAUCCUGUAAACUGUGGCACUUCAAGUGGGGAGUUUCUUUUCAAAGGGCUUUCUGAGGCAUGCAUUCUGUGUGGAAAAUGACUUUGUGUAUAGUAUAUGUUGGAUAUGAAAUAAUGGAAAGAAGGUUUCAAGGUAGCCUUGCUGUCAGAUGGAUGGUUAUGUUUGAAUUGUUUUGGUUGUUUGUUUAAUUUCAUUUUAUUUGAAACCUUUCUGAUUUUUACUUUUAGUAUUUGUUUUUCUUGUAUUCAGCUUGAACCUUUUUGGGGCGGGGUUUUGUCAGAUUGUAUUUGUUUUUAAUUCGGUUUUAUUGAAUUGUGUUUUAAUUUUAUUUUAAUUUAAUGUUGUUUGUAUUCAUUUUAUUCUGUCUUUGUUGUAGCCCGUUUUUGUUCCUGUUUUAUUGUUAUUAUUUAUUUUAUUCAAUGUUUAUUUGAUGCUGUUUUCUAAUUUUUGUGCUUUGUUUGUGUGUGAUUUGAUUUCAUUCGAGUCUAUUUGGAAUUUUCUUUAAUGUAUGCUAUUUGUAUUUCAUGUCAUUACUUUUAGUUAUGAAAUAUUUAUUUUCUGGUUUUGUUCUAUUUUUGUAUUUUUGUUAAGAUUUCAUUUCAGUUAGAUCUAUUGUAUUUUUGGUUCUCUUUUAUUCUUUUACUUUUUUGUUUUGUCUUUUUCUUCCGUUUUAUUCUAUUGAUUUCAAUUUGGCUCUUCUUUGCGAAACGCUGCUUUUCCGCAUCCAUGACACAAACCACAAAGCUGCCUCCACUCCUCGGGAGCCCCCUUUUUUUCUUGUUUACAAGCAGUUCCAUCACAGAACCUGAUGCACCGCACGGCCUCAACUCAGUUGCCUCCACUUUUGCCCAUCACCUGAGUGCAGACUCGGGCUCACUUAGCCUCAUGUUAAGCGUUGCAUCAGACAGACAGACCUCGUGCGUGAGUAUGUUUGUGUGUUUCACGAGCCUGCUGGGGAGUCUACAAGGUGUCAACGACGAACACGACACCCUGCCUGGUGUUGUCUUACUUUGCGAGCGGCAGAGAAAGCUGCAGAGGAAGCACUGAAAUAUUCAUGAGCUUUUCUUACGCAAGAACUGAGCUAGUUGCCACCGCGUUUACCGACCCCUCGCCAUCCCCGAACAAAAGAAGGGAACCAAAACUUUUCUUUGUGUGUUCUUUGUCUUUAGGUGGCUGCGCCCACCGCGAAAGAAAUGGAAUGGAAUGAAACCGUGUCUCAAAUAAAAGACGUCGUCAGAUAGGAA
Hippocampus zosterae (dwarf seahorse) is the source of this 5226-nucleotide messenger RNA. RefSeq names its product protein kinase C and casein kinase substrate in neurons 1b (gene pacsin1b). Gene Ontology annotation, molecular function: protein binding; phospholipid binding. NCBI's taxonomy places the organism in Eukaryota, Metazoa, Chordata, Actinopteri, Syngnathiformes, Syngnathidae. The transcript has 10 exons. Bases 608 to 1945 code for a protein of 445 amino acids. Gene Ontology annotation, biological process: neuron projection morphogenesis; regulation of endocytosis; positive regulation of dendrite development. Gene Ontology annotation, cellular component: endosome; plasma membrane; cytoplasm. The record is from RefSeq and is a predicted model, not a curated record.